UUGAAAGGACACUGUAGUCAAAAAGAGUUCUCCUUCUCACCCUCUUUCUCCUUCUUGGUUAGAUUAGAUAAUUAGGGAUUUGAAACCAGCAUCCCUAAAAUGGAGAUUACGGAGCGGAGGGACGAUGAGAUCAGAGACGCAAAAGAAUCCGCAAACAUUGACACCAUCAAGUCGCAGUAUGUCACCGACUCUUUUUCCGAUGAACGCUACUCUCGCGAGCUCAAGGAUGGUCUUCAUCCUCUACGGUACAAGUUUGCGAUUUGGUACACACGUCGAACACCUGGGGUCAGGAGCCAGACUUCUUACGAGGAUAACAUUAAGAAGAUUGUUGAAUUCAGCACUGUUGAAGGGUUUUGGGCCAGUUACUGUCACCUUGCUCGUUCUUCUCUCUUGCCUAACCCAACAGACCUUCAUUUCUUCAAGGAUGGGAUUCGCCCCUUGUGGGAGGAUGGUGCCAACUGCAAUGGAGGAAAGUGGAUCAUACGUUUCUCCAAAGUUGUCUCUGCUCGCUUCUGGGAGGAUCUGCUUCUUGCGUUGGUAGGCGACCAGCUUGAUGAUGCUGAAAACAUUUGUGGGGCAGUGCUGAGUGUCCGCAUCAAUGAGGACAUCAUUAGUGUAUGGAAUCGCAAUGCUUCUGAUCAUCAGGCAGUGAUGGGGUUGAGAGACUCAAUCAAGCGCCACUUGAAGCUGCCUCAUGCUUAUGUGAUGGAGUACAAGCCUCACGAUGCUUCUCUUCGCGAUAACUCAUCCUACAGAAACACAUGGAGAGGAUAGGCUCAAAGUGGACUAUUGUAUCACUUGAGGUGUUAAAAGAUUCGGAAGCUCUCCUGCAACCUAGGAUGAUAUAUGGAUUGAACCUUGUUUCUGGUAGCGUACUGUAUCAAUGGCUUACAAUCUCAGCAAUGAAAAAUCCUGGCUACUUCUGCAACAGUAGUUUAUUAAGUCGUUUUAUGGUUUCUAAAUCUUCUUGCUACCUUCAAUGGUUUGUGUCUUGUUUAAAACUCUAUUGUUUCAUUUUUCAAAAGAAAACUUGAGCUCA
Molecule: messenger RNA, 1039 nt
Organism: Brassica napus (rape)
Lineage: Eukaryota; Viridiplantae; Streptophyta; Magnoliopsida; Brassicales; Brassicaceae
Product: eukaryotic translation initiation factor NCBP
Exons: 6
Coding region: 100-774 (224 amino acids)
Biological process (GO): translational initiation
Cellular component (GO): cytoplasm; eukaryotic translation initiation factor 4F complex
Molecular function (GO): RNA 7-methylguanosine cap binding; translation initiation factor activity
Source: RefSeq, a predicted model, not a curated record